Xiphophorus hellerii (green swordtail) is the source of this 3474-nucleotide messenger RNA. It is a transcript of the gene creb3l1, whose product is annotated as cAMP responsive element binding protein 3-like 1. The record is from RefSeq and is a predicted model, not a curated record. The transcript has 13 exons. Gene Ontology annotation, biological process: regulation of transcription by RNA polymerase II. Gene Ontology annotation, molecular function: DNA-binding transcription factor activity, RNA polymerase II-specific; cAMP response element binding. The coding region runs from base 275 to 1750 and encodes 491 amino acids. NCBI's taxonomy places the organism in Eukaryota, Metazoa, Chordata, Actinopteri, Cyprinodontiformes, Poeciliidae.
GCGCACGCGAGCGGAGAGGAGGACAGAUGACGACCGAGAUCGGCUCCGCUGCAGCGCAAGGAGGAGAGACGCGGAAUGAUGUGUAAAUCAUCCCAUUUUCACGUUUGACACCGAGACAAGUUGCUUCGGCUGGACUCAUCUCGUCUCUCCGGCUGUAAAUAAAGGAGGCUGGAACCGUCUGAAAACAAACUGUAUUAUUUUUAAUGAGUUGAUUUGAAGACUUUUCCCUGUCCAUCUGUCUUUUAAGAGAAGCAGACAGACACAGACAGUCAUUAUGGAGUCUAUCUUAGACAGUUUAACAGAGGAGAAACUCUAUUCCUCCGGAGGAACCAACCUGUUGGACCUGGAGGAACUCAGCGACGGUGAUUUCCUCACUAACGUGCCUUUUUCAGGUGACCAAAUGGACGACUUCAGCAGUGAAUUAUUUAACAGUUUCUUCGACGACCAUCUGCUAGAGCGCCCCCUGUUGACAGAUAGACCCUCACCUCUAAAUAUCGACAUGGACAGCAACCCAGAUAUCCAAGCAGAGCACAGCUACUCUUUGAGUGAAGACUCCGCCCCCCAGAGUCCAGCCCUGUCAAUCAAAAUGGACCAAGAGUCUGAAUUUGACUGGAACUUCAGCCAGGACCUGUCCUCCAUCCUGGUGAAACAGGAGGAGCCUGAAAUUGGCCAAAGGUUAGAUCCUCAGCCUCUCGAAAGCCCGCCUCUCAUAUUAAGCCCUGCCCCUCCCCGCACAGGGUCACCGUGGAAACGCACAGAGCGCCGUCUAGAUGAUGUGAAGUCAGUAGCUAUAAAGGACGAACCCAGAGAAAAUGGACAGUAUCUCAGCCUGCCCAACGAUGACGCUCUCCAGCUCCCGCCCACCCCACCCAGCAGUAACCAUGGCGACAGUGACGGCUCACUACCGCCGUCCUCCCCACACCUCCCUCUCCCACCGUCCUCGCCCCAGCCACAACAGAGGCCAGGAGGUCGCGGGUCUUCCUCCUCUUCCUCGACAGCCAUCUCCUCCUCACCUCUCCUCACGGCACCACAUAAGCUGCAGGGCUCCGGACCCCUCAUGCUGACAGAGGAAGAGAAGAGGACCCUGGUAGCCGAGGGUUACCCUGUGCCAAACAAACUUCCCCUCACCAAGAGCGAGGAGAAAGCACUGAAGAGAGUUCGACGGAAGAUUAAAAAUAAGAUUUCAGCUCAGGAGAGUCGGAGAAAGAAGAAAGAGUAUGUGGAAUGUCUGGAAAAGAAGGUGGAGAAUUACACAUCAGAAAACAGCGACCUGUGGAGAAAAGUAGAAAACCUGGAGACUGCCAACAGGUCUCUUCUACAGCAGCUGCAGAAGCUUCAGUCUCUAAUUUCAGGGAAAGUCAUCCCCCGUUCAUGUAAAAUGGCCUCAACUCAAACAGGAACGUGCCUCAUGAUGAUGGCGCUGUGUUUCGUCCUGGUGUUGGGCUCCUUCUCCCCUUGUCUCUCUCCUCUGUCUUUUUUCUCUCAUUCCUCCUCUUUAUCCUCAUCAUCCUCUCACUCCCCACCUUCUUCUCUUCCUUCACCAUCGGCGGACCUCUACACGACCAGUCAGGUCCGCUCCCGCAGCCUGCUCUUCUACGAUGAACAGGCUCCCCUGGAGGAGAGUUUGGUACCGUCAGAAGGAGAGAGGCUGCAGUCAGAGAUCCACUCUCACAUUCAGACCCGUCGGCAUACAGCCGACGCCCACAGCAACCAGACAACCGGGCCCAAAUUAGACCAAAGAGAUACCUAACCAGGCGGAGUCUCGGAGGUUUUCUGACUCUUAUAUCCUCUUCCUGCUUGAAGCGCUCCACCCGCUAGUUCCAAACCAGCGACCAUCCUCCUGUUCCCACAUCGCCCCGGCUACAAAUCAGCCCAGCUUCAACACCCACGUCAAGCACCCUUCAUCUUUACGUUGUACUUGAACACUCUGGAUGUAAACAUCAACUUUAUUGUUGCUUUAAUGCACUAAAAGUCUAAUUUAAAGUAAGCAACUCAUUUCACUGAAUCAGUUUACCUACACAUUGCCUUGCAAAAAUACUUCUCCACAUUUUGGCACAUCAUUAUUUUAUAUGAUAGGCCAGCACAAAGUUGUCUUAGUCAAUCUUUACUAUCUGAUUUUAAUGUUUUUUUACUAAAACAUUCAGUUAAAAAAAACUUAAUUCUCAAAAUCCCAUUUUUAAGAACAAUUAAGCAUAAACAGCAAAGUCUGAAAGAUUAAAUUGUGGCAUUAACCUUCAACGUGAUGUUUAUGGUUUUCAGAGCUUUAACUCUAAGACAUCACCUAAUAAGAAACGGCUCAUUGUUGGCUUAUAUUAGUCAUCAAUAAUGAUUCGAUGCUUGAUUUUUAAAAUUACGGCUAGCCAGUAUUACAAAGCUGCAAAGUAUGCUUUCAAAUUUCAACUCAAAAAAGAUCAUUUAGAAAUAAUAAAAUAAACAGAAAAAUCAGCUAAAGUCUAGAAGUAACCAGGUUUAUUUACCUAAUGCUACAGAUAUUGAAGCAGAGCCAUUUUAAAGUGCCUUCCUUGUUCUGCGGUCCAGUAUGGCCCAUUUGACCGCGCAUAACUAUCUAUGAUAAAGAUGUAUAAAAUGCCUUAAAAUAAGUAGCUGCCAUGGUAAGCCCAAUUAGCCUUCUUAAGUGGCACGUUCUCUUGUCUUUCUCAUUUUGAAGUGUCUAAGAGAAACUAGCCACUCCAUCAUGUCAUAUUUAUUCAUACCCCAGGGAAACAGGAAGCCCAGGAUUAUUAAAUAAAACAUUAUUUUACAUGUAGAUCAAAUUUAAAAAGUUGAAAUGUACUGAAGAAUAAAAUUUGGGAUUUUUUCUGAAUAAUAAAAUGUAUUUAUUUUAAGGCUUUCUGCAUGUCUACCAGAGGUGCCAGUAAGUGUGGAGAACUGCAGCAUGCAUUUAUUAAAAGGUCCUAGUACUUUUUUAGAUUUUCAAAAUAAAACACAAAUUAUAGGUUAUUUCUGCAACUUUAUCAUUUAAUAAGCAUUUUUUUUUUACUUCUAAUUCUGACCAAAUGUCUAAUUUUUUCUUAGAUUUUGGUAUUUCUGGGGAGGCGUGUACUUUUCUUUCAUAAAACGGGGCCGUUCCGAGGCUAGGAAGCAACACGUAAAGUUUUUUUUUUGGAAAAUAUAAAUUGUAUAUGUAAUAUAUUUGCAGCAUCAAAAAAAUGCAUAUUUAAUUUAUGCGAAAAAAAAUACAUGUACUGAUUUUUUUAAGUUAGUUUAUCUUAUUGUUUUUUAAAUAAUAAAAAAAAUACAAAAAGAAAACUUUUAAUAUAUUACGAGCAUUGAAAAAUUUGCAUAUUUAUUAUAUGCAAAAUAAAAAAGGAGAUGAUUUGGCAUUUCAGAAGAGGUGAAAUUUCGUGGCGUAAAACUGCUGUUGCAUGAAUUGGGUGCUUCAGAAUUUAAAAAUUAUUCUUUUCUACAUUUCUAACUUUUAUUUCUUGGCCACAAAUUUAAAAAAAAAAGUUU